GCGGCUUUCUUUGGCAUCAGUCGCUUUCGGUUGCCCCUAGCCGACAGUCGAGGCCGGAAUUGACGUCGUUGUUCCUGUUGCUGUUGCUUUUAUUGUCGUUAUCUCAUUUCCAUUUUACGCGCGAGGAGGGGACUAAUAGAGAGGAGAGAUCAUGUCAUUUCUGGUGUUUGCGCUAAUCUUGUACAUCAUCUGGGAUGUGAAUUACUUCAUCCGGUGCGUCUUUACGGUCUUCGCCGGCCGACUGUUUCAGCGCAAGCGCAAGGUGACCGACACAACCACAAUCUAUGGCCUCUGCACGUCUCAGGAUGUGGACAUCUUUAUCCGCCACAUGAACAAUGCACGCUACGUGCGUGAGCUAGACUUCGCCCGCUUUCAUUUCUAUGCUCUGACCGGUCUCUAUGAGCGUGUGAAGGAGCGUCGUGGCGGAGCCGUGCAGGGCGCCAGCAGCGUCCGCUAUCGCCGUACUAUUCCCAUCUUCCAUCCAUACAAGAUACAGACAAAGCUCAUCUGGUGGGAUGAAAAGGCCAUCUACCUGGAGCAACAGUUUGUGACGCUGUCCGAUGGCUUUGUGCGUGCCGUCGCCCUCUCCAAGCAGUGCAUCACCAACUGCAACGUGUUAGAGAUACUCAAGACCUACCCGGAGGCGGGCAAGCGACCGGAGAUGCCCGCUGAGCUGAAGCUGUGGCUGGACGCCAUCGAGCUGUCCAGCCAGAAGUUGCGCAAAGACAAGUGAGACUGCCGACAGCAAUCGCAUUUGCAUAACUCAUUUCCAUAUAUUAAUAUGGAUGUCUCUACUCGUAGUCUUGUGCGGUAGUUUCUACGUUUCUGUUUUUUUUUGUUUUGUUAUAAAAGUUUUUUUAAGUGUAAAUAAAAAAAUGUUGUAUGGGGGGCUAAGCCAUUUUCUACACUAUUAUUCGAA
Molecule: messenger RNA, 919 nt
Organism: Scaptodrosophila lebanonensis
Lineage: Eukaryota; Metazoa; Arthropoda; Insecta; Diptera; Drosophilidae
Product: protein THEM6
Exons: 2
Coding region: 152-733 (193 amino acids)
Source: RefSeq, a predicted model, not a curated record